GAAAUAUCACGUUUGAGUGGUUGCCUCAGAAAGGCCUCCAAAACAAAAAGAACAGAGUUUGAAUACGAUGUCUUGGCUCAGAACGAAAAGAGACUGCGCUACUAUACUGGAUUCGCAUCACGCCUGCAUUUGGAGGCAUUUUGGUCGCUGUUAGAAGACGACGUGAACAGCCUGCAAUUUUGGAAUAUGAAAGGAACUGCAAAUGAAGACAGAAAGUUUCUGCUGCCGCUCAAGACACAGUUAAUAAUUGUGCUUAUGAGACUUCGGCUGGGACUUGACGGAGCCGACCUUGCAUUCAGGUUUGAUGUGUCGGAGAGCACGGUGUCCCGCCUAUGGGUAACCUGGCUUGACUUCCUACACAACAAGCUACGCCAGGUGCCCACAUGGAUGCCACCAGAUCUGUGUGACAAGUAUCGCCCACAAGCCUUCCUUUCCAAGGGAUUCAACACCGUGGACGGUAUCCUCGACUGCACAGAGAUCUUCAUUGAAACACCGUCAUCUUUUCGCGUUCAAAGUGAGACGUAUUCGUUGUACAAGAAGCACAAUACCGCCAAGGGACUGAUUGUUUGCAGCCCCAACGGAUUUGUGACAUUUGUCUCGGACCUAGCACCUGGCCGUUUGUCGGACAAGGCCUUGACCAAUCACUGUGGAAUCUUAGAUAAAUUCACUCCUGGGCGCAGCAUCAUGGCCGAUAGGGGAUUCACUAUUGCAGAUGAAUGUAAGACACGUUCGUUAGGUCUCAACAUUCCUCCUUUUAUGGGUGGACGGCCGCAGCUGUCAGAAAAGACGAAGAGGAAACAAGACGAAUCGCAAGCGUGCGAAUACAUGUUGAGAGAGUCAUCAGGAGGGUGA
Messenger RNA from Rhipicephalus sanguineus (brown dog tick), 852 nucleotides. RefSeq lists its product as uncharacterized. The coding region runs from base 187 to 852 and encodes 221 amino acids. NCBI's taxonomy places the organism in Eukaryota, Metazoa, Arthropoda, Arachnida, Ixodida, Ixodidae. The record is from RefSeq and is a predicted model, not a curated record. The transcript has 3 exons.